GGUACACUCGAACUCGACCUGUCAGACCUCAGCGACUAGCUUAGACCUUAGUUUAGACCUUAGGGUUCUAUAUCUUAUUUUUCGCUUUAGUUGACCAACCUCUCUAUCAUGAGCAUAAGUAUCUACUAUGGCUUCUUCAAGUAGCAAAGUUUCAGAUCAUAGGCGAGGCAGAAAGGCCCUCAGCUUUCAACGGCUAUGGAGCUCAAGCAGGAUUAUUUCUGCGAAGUUUUUCUUCUAGAGUUAGAUUUUUCUGACCCAUAUCGGGUCGAGUUUCUCGGGUUGCUCGAGUCACUCGAGUUGCCAGUGCAUAUUUGUAUUAAUAAUAGCUGCUCAUGCGAUACUUCCACGAGGACUUCGUCUUUAUUUAUACUUCGAUGCAUAAUCAUCGUAUUGAUAGUUUCUUAUGAUUAUGAUAAUCAAAAGAAACUAUCAAUACAACUCCUGAUCAUGAUCUUUGGUGUGUGGUGGAACGGUGCACAAUUUUUUUCCAGCUCCACAGACUACAAUGCAGGUCUCGUCGGCAAUACUCUGGUAGAUUGUUUUAUUUUUAAAAGGUCUUACUUAAUGGUGGACUACUUUUGA
Molecule: messenger RNA, 582 nt
Organism: Amoebophrya sp. A25
Lineage: Eukaryota; Dinophyceae; Syndiniales; Amoebophryaceae
Source: the annotation of a GenBank genome assembly